Molecule: messenger RNA, 653 nt
Organism: Macadamia integrifolia
Lineage: Eukaryota; Viridiplantae; Streptophyta; Magnoliopsida; Proteales; Proteaceae
Product: 40S ribosomal protein S27-2
Exons: 4
Coding region: 157-417 (86 amino acids)
Biological process (GO): ribosomal small subunit assembly; translation
Cellular component (GO): ribosome; cytosolic small ribosomal subunit
Molecular function (GO): RNA binding; structural constituent of ribosome
Source: RefSeq, a predicted model, not a curated record
CUCGAAUACCGAUGAGUUAAAACCCUGAUCCUCCCCUAUAUAUAUCUACUUAUCCCAAAUUUCACUCGUUUCUCAUCUACCUUCGGCGCUGUUGCUCGCAAGAGUGGUUGUCAGAGGUUUCUAGGGUUUCCAGAGGUCAGCCAGUGUUCUGCGAACAUGGUUCUCCCCAACGACAUUGAUUUGCUCAACCCUCCAGCCGAGCUUGAAAAGAGGAGGCACAAACUUAAGCGUUUGGUGCAGUCUCCAAAUUCCUUCUUCAUGGACGUGAAAUGUCAAGGAUGCUUUAACAUAACUACCGUUUUUAGUCACUCGCAAACCGUUGUGGUUUGUGGGAACUGCCAGACGGUCUUGUGCCAACCGACGGGUGGACGAGCUAGGCUCACGGAAGGAUGCUCAUUCAGGAAAAAGGGGGAUUGAGUGGUGUUCUGCUUUUCCUUCCUCAGUUACGUGCUAGUUGAGAUCGUAUGGGUUAGUUUCAAGGUUCGGGAUGGAAAAAAUGCUCAGAUUUUGAUUUUGGUUCUACUAUAGGAUUUUGUUCCUAAAGCAAUUGUGGCAUUACUAUCAACACUUUGUGCCUCUUAAUUUUGCUUGGUGCGCUGAAAUUAGAUUCCUCUUGAAAGUGCAAUUAAAUAUAUUUUGUCGAUUAUCUGGUC